This is a messenger RNA of Ipomoea triloba (trilobed morning glory), 1692 nucleotides long. RefSeq lists its product as uncharacterized. NCBI's taxonomy places the organism in Eukaryota, Viridiplantae, Streptophyta, Magnoliopsida, Solanales, Convolvulaceae. The coding region runs from base 1 to 1692 and encodes 563 amino acids. Gene Ontology annotation, biological process: DNA integration. The transcript has 4 exons. Gene Ontology annotation, molecular function: nucleic acid binding. The record is from RefSeq and is a predicted model, not a curated record.
AUGAAUUUAGCUUUAUCAUGGGAGAAAUGCUACUACAUGGUCACGGAAGGAAUUGUGCUUGGGCAUAAGAUUUCAAAAAGGGGAAUUGAAGUCGACAGGGCUAAAACGGCAGUCAUUGAGACCCAACCACCACCGCACAAUGUUACAUCUUUAAGAAGCUUCUUGGGACAUGUAGGAUUUUACAGAAGGUUCAUAAAAGAUUUCUCGAAAAUCGCGAGGCCAUUGACUAAGUUGUUAGAAAAGGACGCCAUUUUUGAAUUAAACAAAGAUGCUAUGAAGGCAUUCCAAAGUUUAAAGGAUGCCAUGGUACAUACUCCAAUCCUUGUAGGACCAAAAUGGGAUCAACCCUUUGAGUUGAUGUGUGACGCAAAUAAUUUCGCUGUUGGAGUUGUGCUAGGGCAGAAAAACGAUAAGAAAUUUCAACCUAUCGCUUAUGCCAGUCGGAUGUUGACUAAGCCACAGCAAGCCUACACCACGACCGAGAAAGAACUGUUUGCAAUUGUGUUUGCAUUAGAUAAAUUUAGAUCAUAUCUCUUAAUGUCAAAGGUCGUUAUUCAUACUGACCAUGCAGCCAUCAGUGCAGCAGAUCAUUUGUCAAGGUUAGAGAAUGAGAAAGGACAGGAUAUAAUUGGGAACGUGAAUGAAUAUUUUCCAGAGGAAAAGCCGAUGGGCCUCUAUCUCACACCUUGGUAUGCAGAUCUGGCCAAUUAUCUUGUAGGGGGAGAGCUACCGAAAUUUUUAAAUAUACACGCCCGAAGAAAAUUAAUAGCAGAGUCUCGAUAUUACUUCUGGGACGAGCCUUAUCUUUUCAAAGUAUGCGCAGAUCAAAUAAUUCGACGAUGUGUAACAGAGGCUGAAGGACAUGAAAUCCUAGGAGAAUGCCAUCAAAUGGGCCAUCACUCAACUAACAGAACUGCUAGAGAGCACUCGAAGCAGGAUUCUACUGGCCCUCAAUAUUUCGGGAUGCUCAAAUCUGUGUCAGAAACUGUGACAGAUGUCAACGAACUGGGAACAUCACCGGAAAAGAUAAGAUGCCGCAGAAUUACAUACUUGCUAGACUAUGUCUCCAAAUGGGUUGAAGCAAAGGCACUGCGCAACAAUGACGCAAGAAGUGUAACAAGAUUUCUGAAAAGAUUGUUCACAAGAUUUGGAGUACCACGAAUUGUGAUCAGCGAUAGAGGGACACACUUCCGGAACGUACCCAUGCGGAGAUUGCUUCAAAGGCAAGGUAUACAGCACCGAGGAGGAGUGCCCUAUCAUCCUCAGACUACCGGGCAAGCCGAGAAUGCAAACAGAGAUAUUAAAGCCAUAUUGGAAAAGACAGUAUCUCGGCAUAGAAAAGAUUGGGUUGAUAAGCUUAACGAUGCGUUAUGGGCCUUCAGGACUGCUUAUAAGACACCGAUAGGUACCACUCCAUACAGAUUGGUAUACGGCAAGGCAUGCCACCUUCCAGUUGAAAUCGAACAUAAGGCGUAUUGGGCUAUUAAGAAAUUAAAUGAAGACCUAUUCAUAGCAGGACAGGAGCGAAUGUUUCAACUGAAUGAACUAGAAGAAUGGCGUUUGCUGGCUUAUGAAACAUCCAGAUCUCGUUGCAAGAACAUGAGAAUCGUCCAUCCAAGCACUUCGAAGCAAUAUGACAUGGGAUGCAUACUAGGUCAUCUACCUCUUAUCCCUUGUUUAUCUAUUCUUUGA